This is a messenger RNA of Odobenus rosmarus divergens (Pacific walrus), 918 nucleotides long. RefSeq lists its product as uncharacterized. Lineage: Eukaryota; Metazoa; Chordata; Mammalia; Carnivora; Odobenidae. Gene Ontology annotation, molecular function: structural constituent of ribosome. Bases 1 to 786 code for a protein of 261 amino acids. The record is from RefSeq and is a predicted model, not a curated record. Gene Ontology annotation, cellular component: cytosolic large ribosomal subunit; ribosome. The transcript has 4 exons. Gene Ontology annotation, biological process: translation.
AUGGGCCGGGUUUCUGUCUUUGUACCGAACCCCUUGGGAAUUCCGAUGAGUAUGGCUGUUGCGGUCAUUAGCAGCUACCCUCCAGGAGCUGCACCCCUAGCAGUACAGAAGUCUGAGUUCCCUUUAAGGGAUUCAGCCUUGAGGAGAAGAAACCGGUCAGGAGUUUCAGGGAAGCUACCACAGUUCAGGGCCGACAACGAACUUGGGCUCCCUCUUCUGACUCAAGGCCGGCUGAGGAUACUAAAGAAGUCUCAACAAGAGGCUCUUCUCUACUCACCGCUAAGUUGGCCCAGACACCAAGAGGCUGGAAAGGUCUGCUCAGCAUGUGUCCUGGGGGCCAGGAGGCCAGAAGGCCAGAGGAAGGACUUCUUUUGGAGAAUUAUAAACACCUAUGCCACAGCUGAGUAUGUCAGCCCAUCUACAAUACCAAAAAUUGAUCUUUCCGUGCCGAUAGCACUCGCAAACACAGUGAACGUUCCUAAAACCCGCCGGACUUUCUGCAAGAAGUGUGGCAAGCACCAGCCUUACAAAGUGACACAGUACAAGAAGGGCAAAGAUUCUCUUUAUGCCCAGGGAAGGCGAUGUUAUGACAGGAAGCAGAGUGUCUAUGGUGGGCAGACUAAGCCGAUUAUCUGGAAAAAGGCUAAAACUACAAAGAAGAUUGUUCUGAGGCUUGAAUGUGUUGAGCCCAGUUGCAGAUCUAAGAGAAUGCUGGCUAUUAAGAGAUGCAAGCAUUUUGAACUGGGAGGAGAUAAGAAGAGAAAGGGCCAAGUGAUCCAGUUCUAAGCUUCAUAUUUUGUUAAUAUUAUGAAGACAAUAAAAUCUUGAGGUUAUGUUCACUUCAUUUGGUUGCAGUUGGUCUUUCAAGAGGGAAAUAAACUAGUGCCAUCAAUAAAAUUCCCCUUGUGGGGCAGUUUA